CAGAGUUCCUUUCCCUGUCCCUUCCCAUCUGGCAGCAACUGGGCCUGUGCAGGUGUGAACGGACACCUGCAGGACCUUAGAACUGUGCCCACCAUGCAGCCAGGACAGUUCAUCUUUUCACAAUAAGGGUCAACUGUCCGCACCACUGCCUUUUGCUACUCCGCAUGGGGUUACCCAGCCUGGUGGACGGCCAUGACCACCUCUAACCUCAGUUGAGAACCCAAAGACGUUGGUUGACACCCAGAGACAAUAAUCAACACCUGGCUGCUUUUUCUGUGUUUACAUCCUGCUCAUUGGUUCUGCUGGAAACAUCAAUUCACCAUGGUCGAGUACUAUGAAGCUCUGGGUCUCCCCCGGAAUGCUUCCUUGGAUGACAUUAAAAAAGCAUACAGGAAGAAAGCUCUAAAGUGGCACCCAGAUAAAAACACGGAAAACAAGCAAUUUGCAGAACAGAGAUUCAAGGAGAUUUCAGAAGCCUAUCAAGUACUUUCAGACAAGAACAAACGUGACAUCUAUGACCGCUGGGGUAAGGAUGGGCUACUGGGAAGAGGUAGACCUGGGGCAUCAUCUAGGACCAAUAUGGGCCCUGAUUAUAUGUUCCACUUCCGCAGUGCCCAUGAUGUCUUCAGGGACUUCUUUGGAGGACGGGACCCUUUCUUUGGAGAUGCAAUGCCAUUUGGUGCAUGCGCUGGUGGAGGAAAUGGGUUCUGCUUCUACUCUUCAUCAACUAAUUUCGUCAACGGCAAACAGAUCACAACCAAAAGGAUUGUUGAGGAUGGACAGGAGCGAGUAGAAGUUGAAGAGGAUGGAGAGCUUAAAUCUGUUCUUCUUAAUGGUGUGCCCGCUGAGAUAGCAUCCAUUAGAGAAGCUGGAGGGCAUCAUGGUGAGCCCAACAGAUACAGGUCCGCACCUCAGUUCAGCUACCUUGAUGACUCCGAUUCUGAACCCAUCUAUGAGGUGCGCACCCUCAGGCAUGCGUUCCCCAACCAAAGGAAUAAAUGCUACAGAGGAGGAAAUAUGUCCCCUGCAGAUGACACAGACAGCGAGUCUCAUGAUGAGUUCCAUACUGAGGAUGACGAUGAAUCCCAUAUCCCUGAGUUCUAG
Molecule: messenger RNA, 1104 nt
Organism: Lacerta agilis (Sand lizard)
Lineage: Eukaryota; Metazoa; Chordata; Lepidosauria; Squamata; Lacertidae
Product: dnaJ homolog subfamily B member 6-like
Exons: 8
Coding region: 322-1104 (260 amino acids)
Biological process (GO): positive regulation of proteasomal ubiquitin-dependent protein catabolic process; protein refolding
Cellular component (GO): cytosol; endoplasmic reticulum membrane
Molecular function (GO): Hsp70 protein binding; ATPase activator activity
Source: RefSeq, a predicted model, not a curated record